AUGCCACCGAAAAAAUCUAAACUGAAUAACGCGUGCACCAGAGAGGCACGACGCAAACGUGUUGAAAGAGCUCAGCAAUUACCAGAACAAAUCGAAACAAGAAAUGCAGCUCAAAGAAUCAGGACUGCAGAAAGUCGUGCACAAGAAUCUCAAGAACAGCGUGACGAACGUCUGCGACAGAAUAUUACGAGAACAAGAGCGGCACGAGAACGAAACAUAGCUACAGUACGAGUACUAGAUCGACAAAGGCAACGGAUCAGCCGCUCAUUAACACGUGCAUCAUUCGUUCGGCUUGCCUUUGAAUAUGCACCAGAUAUUAACUACUCAGCGCAUUCAAAAAUUGCUAUCGGUGGAAUGGAUAAAGUAUGUCAAUAUUGUCAGGCAUUGAAAUUUCGGAAUGAAGCAGCCGGCAUGUGCUGCGCAUCAGGAAAAGUUGUGCUGUCACCUCUACCCGCUCCGCCGGAGCCUUUAUUAUCCCUUCUUACUGGCAAUUCAGAUGAUUCCAAAUUAUUUUUGCGCCAGGUGUACCAUAAAAUCGGAUCACUGAUGCCAAUGCCUGAUAACAAUCCGAAAUUUCUUCAAAUUUAUUUUAUGGGCGAUUGUGAAGAGCGCGUGACGACUCGGUGCCUGUAUAAUUUUAUUGAACAAGCAGAGGAAAGAGCAAUUGUGAUAUUAUUGGAAAAUUUUUUAGAAGAUCACAAUCAACUAAUUCAAUUGAUCAAAAGAGUUUCGCCACGACUGCAAAAUGACAAUUAUCAAAUCGUCAUUAAAGCCGACAAAGUACCAUUAGGUGAACAUGCUGGUAGAUUCAACGCUCCAACUGUUGAUGAGGUUGCUGUUAUCAUGGUUGGUGAUCCAGUUGACGAAAGAUCUAUAAAAAUUACACGGCGAGACAACACUGUCAGUACGAUUUCGGAUCUACACCGUUCAUAUGAUGCACUACAAUAUCCAUUAAUAUUUUGGCAAGGACAAGAUGAAUAUCACCUCAAUAUCAAACAGUAUGAUCCAAAUACCGGUGAUUACAGAAAUAAAAAAGUUAGCUCAAUGAACUACUACGCACACCGAAUAAUGGUUAGACAACAUCAAGACAAUUAUAUCCUUCGAUAUCGUCAGCUGUUCCAUCAAUACAUUGUUGAUAUGUAUGCUAAGGUCGAAAGCGAACGCUUGCGAUUCCUUCGAUUCAACCAGGCGAAACUACGAUCGGAAGAAUAUAUUCACUUACGAGAUGCUGUUGCUGGAAACAUCGAUGGAAAUUUAAAUCCCAAUGACAUCGGUAAUGCUUUCAUUUUACCUUCAAGCUACAUCGGCAGCCCACGGAACAUGCAGGAAUACAUACAAGAUGCGAUGACUUACGUACGUCAUUACGGCCGACCGGAUUUAUUUAUUACAUUCACAUGUAAUCCGAAUUGGGAAGAGAUACAAACUUUACUAUUGCCAGGACAACAAGCCAUUCAUCGUCAUGAUUUAACUGCACGGGUGUUUAAACAAAAAUUGAAAUCCUUAAUUGAUUUUAUUGUUAAAUAUUCAAUUUUUGGUAUCACACGUUGUUGGCUGUAUACGAUAGAGUGGCAAAAGCGAGGUUUGCCUCAUGCCCACAUUUUGGUUUGGCUUAAAGAUAGAAUCCGUCCUGAAGAAAUCGAUCAAAUAAUUUCAGCCGAAAUUCCAGACCCAUUAAUUGAUCAAGAAUUAUUUGAUAUUGUCACCAAACACAUGAUCCAUGGGCCAUGCGGUGCUUUCAACAUGACGUCACCGUGCAUGGAAAAUGGAAAAUGUAAAAAAAACUUCCAAAAGCCGCAUACGAAUGACACGAUCACGGAUAUUGAUGGUUAUCCAAUGUAUCGCCGCAGAAGUACUGAGAAUGGUGGCCACACAUUUACAAUGCGACUGCCGAACUUUCCAAAUCAAGUUGAGUUUGAUAAUCAGUGGGUGGUACCAUACUCACCACUACUUUCAAAAACUUACAAAGCUCAUAUCAAUGUUGAGCUUUGCAGUUCUGUUAAAUCAAUUAAGUAUAUUUGUAAAUAUGUAAACAAAGGCAGUGAUUUGGCCAUAUUUGAAGUACAAAACAUAAAUAAAAAUGACGAAAUAGCACGAUACCAAAUGGGCAGAUACAUUAGCAGCAAUGAAGCUAUUUGGCAUAUUCUCAGCUUUCCCAUCCACGAAAGAGAUCCUGCUGUCCAACAUCUGGCAAUACAUCUUGAAAACGGUCAACGUGUAUACUUUACUGGAGAAAAUGUUCUCCAAAGAGCGUUCGAAGCUCCGAAAACGACUCUAACUGAAUUUUUUACAUUGUGUCAAAAACCUGAUGUUUUUGGCCAAUUCGCGAAGACAUUGGUGUAUGGUGAUGUUCCACGUUACUUCACAUGGAACAAAUCCAGUAAAAAAUGGGAGCCACGGAAACAAGGAAAACCACAUCCUUCCAUUACAGGCAUAUUCAAAGCUAAGACAUUGGGGAGACUUUACACGGUACAUCCAAAGCAACGUGAGUGCUUCUAUUUACGUUUGUUAUUGGUGAAUGUUCCCGGACCAACGUCUUUUGAAUUUUUACGAACAAUUAAUGGUCGAGUAUUCAAUACAUACCAGGAUGCAUGUCGUGAACUGCAAUUGCUAGAAGACGAUAACCAUUGGGACUUAACGCUUGCUGAUGCUGCGUUGACAUCAACACCGAAUAACAUUCGUCAGUUGUUUGCAAUUAUUUUGACGACAUGUUAUCCCUCGCAAACACAAACUUUGUGGGAAAAAUAUAAAAAUUGUAUGACAGAAGACAUCUUGCACCGAAUUAGACAAACAAAUCAAUGCCAAAACAUAGAUUAUACACCAGAGAUGUACAAUGAAGCAUUGGUCUUGAUCGAGGAUUUAUGUGUUCUUAUUUCAAAUUUACCACUUAAUCAUUAUGGUAUGCCAUCACCUAAUCGUCCAGCCACCGACUUAGUCAAUACCGAUUUACAACGAGAAAAGCAAUAUGACCAUGGAAGUUUAGCAACAAUUAUCAUGAACAGUGAACCAUUACUGACAGCAGAACAAAAAAUUAUUUAUGAUCGGAUUAUGCUGGCUGUUGCUGCUGAACAAGGCGGUUUUUUUUCUUGGAUGCACCCGGUGGAACCGGUAAGACAUUUUUAA
This is a messenger RNA of Diorhabda carinulata, 3120 nucleotides long. RefSeq lists its product as uncharacterized. NCBI's taxonomy places the organism in Eukaryota, Metazoa, Arthropoda, Insecta, Coleoptera, Chrysomelidae. The record is from RefSeq and is a predicted model, not a curated record. The coding region runs from base 1 to 3120 and encodes 1039 amino acids. The transcript has 3 exons.